Messenger RNA from Stegostoma tigrinum, 2016 nucleotides. Its product is annotated as suppressor of tumorigenicity 7 protein homolog. NCBI's taxonomy places the organism in Eukaryota, Metazoa, Chordata, Chondrichthyes, Orectolobiformes, Stegostomatidae. Bases 183 to 1724 code for a protein of 513 amino acids. The record is from RefSeq and is a predicted model, not a curated record. The transcript is spliced from 15 exons.
UUUUCUUUCCCUCCCUUUCUGUCUAUCCAAUCUCGCUCAGUUUCAUUUCCAUCGCCAUUCAGAAGAGAGACAUAGACUCCUCCGCAGUUCUGUGACUAAGAAAGAAAGCGUCAACUAAGGUCUAAUUUUCUCCCUGUGCCUGGAUCUUCCGACUUGUUUGGUUCUUGCAACUACGCCAGACGAUGUUCAACGCCGACUCUUCCCUAGCUGCAUUUCUGAACACAUUGACUCCGAAGUUCUAUGUGGCAUUAACAGGAACGUCCUCUCUCAUAUCAGGACUCAUAUUAAUAUUUGAGUGGUGGUAUUUUCGAAAGUACGGCACGUCCUUCAUUGAGCAGGUCUCUGUGAGCCACUUGCGGCCACUGCUUGGCGCAGUGGAUAAUAACCUGCCUGCGGUUAAUUUUACUGCCAGCAAUGGAGAGGCUGAAUCGAACAGGCAAAACGUCUCAGAAUGUAAGGUGUGGCGAAACCCGUUGAAUCUCUUCAGGGGAGCCGAGUACAGCAGGUACACAUGGGUCACAGGGAGAGAGCCCUUGACAUAUUAUGACAUGAAUCUGUCAGCACAGGAUCAUCAAACAUUUUUCACAUGUGACACAGAUCAUGUCAGACCCGCAGAUGCUGUGAUGCAGAAAGCCUGGCGGGAGAGAAAUGCGCAAGCAAGAAUGAAGGCAGCAUACCAAGCUUUAGAAUUAAACAAUGAGUGUGCAACGGCAUAUGUUCUCCUAGCUGAGGAGGAGACCACCACGAUCCUUGAAGCUGAGAAGCUAUUUAAACAGGCACUGAAAGCAGGUGAGGUGUGCUACAGAAGGAGCCAGCAGCUUCAGCACCACAGUCCACAGCAGGAAGCACAGCACAGGCGAGACACAAAUGUAUUAGUUUAUAUAAAACGAAGGCUUGCAAUGUGUGCGAGAAAACUGGGAAGAAUACGAGAAGCAGUAAAACUGAUGAGAGAUUUGAUGAAAGAGUUUCCACUCCUUAGUAUGCUGAAUAUACAUGAAAAUUUAUUAGAGGCUCUGUUGGAGUUACAAGCCUAUGCUGAUGUACAAGUGGUCUUGGCCAAAUUUGAUGAUAUCAGCUUGCCAAAAUCAGCAACAAUAUGCUACACAGCUGCACUGCUGAAAGCACGAGCUGUAUCAGACAAGUUCUCCCCAGAAGCAGCCUCUCGGCGAGGGCUCAGUACAGCAGAAAUGAAUGCUGUGGAAGCAAUACACAGGGCAGUAGAAUUCAAUCCACAUGUGCCAAAGUAUUUACUAGAAAUGAAAAGUUUAAUUUUACCACCAGAACACAUUCUGAAGCGGGGAGACAGUGAAGCAAUAGCAUAUGCUUUCUUUCAUCUUCAACACUGGAAGAGGGUAGAGGGGGCCCUUAACCUAUUGCACUGUACGUGGGAAGGCACUUUUCGAAUGAUCCCCUAUCCCUUGGAGAAAGGUCAUCUUUUCUAUCCAUACCCCAGCUGCACAGAAACAGCAGACCGAGAGUUACUGCCAUCUUUCCAUGAAGUUUCAGUUUAUCCGAAGAAGGAGCUCCCGUUCUUCAUCUUGUUCACAGCAGGACUGUGUUCAUUCACUGCGAUGUUGGCGCUCCUCACACAUCAGUUUCCAGAACUCAUGGGCGUUUUUGCUAAGGCUUUCUUCAGCACGCUGUUUGCACCCUUCAACUUUGUGAUGGAGAAGAUUGAGAGUGUCUUACCCUCUAGCUUCUGGCACCUGCUGACCCGAAUCUGACACAAAUGGUUCACAGAAAACAGACUCAACUCUCUUGCUUUCCCUGCCCACACACCCCUUUCCAGGAUCUGUCAGUGUAGAACAAAACACUGCCCAGGCUGUUGAAGUAAGGGAGGGAAAGGCUGAGGGGAACACCACUACUACAAGUCGGAGACACUGUCACUGCUGGCAAGUCUGGAUUCUUUAACCUUGUAACAAAGAACUGAGAGGAAUUUAUUUCAGUUUCUCUUUGCCAAAUGGAGAAACAGACCAAAAAAAGGGAAAAAAAAUAAAGUUAAAUUUUGUGCAUUGA